This is a messenger RNA of Limulus polyphemus (Atlantic horseshoe crab), 1707 nucleotides long. Its product is annotated as SLIT-ROBO Rho GTPase-activating protein 3-like. The record is from RefSeq and is a predicted model, not a curated record. Gene Ontology annotation, cellular component: cytoplasm. The transcript is spliced from 12 exons. The annotation marks the transcript as partial. Lineage: Eukaryota; Metazoa; Arthropoda; Merostomata; Xiphosura; Limulidae. Gene Ontology annotation, biological process: signal transduction; negative regulation of cell migration.
AUAUCAGGCAACAGCUUAAUGAACAGUUAAAAUGUCUAGACUUGAGAGUUGAAAUCCAAGCUUCUAUUAUUGUUGAACUUCAAGAUUUCUUUCGACGAAGAGCAGAAGUAGAACUGGAGUAUUCUCGCUCUCUUGAGAAGCUGGCUAAAAGCUUCACCUUACGACACAAGGCAGAGAAGCAAAAAAGAGGACAAUGGCAUCUGUUCUGUUCCAAUUUAUGCUGGGAACAGCUACUUUCCACAACCAGGACAGAAAGUAAAAAUAGAGCUAUUCUAAGUGACAUUUUUGCCAACCCCCUUGCCAGUCGUCUUGGACAGAUCACAGAAGAUGUACAGCAAACGUAUAGAAGGUGUCGAGAAGUGGAUUUAGAAUGUCAAGCAGAGCUGUUAAAAAUUUUGAAUGAACUGCACACAAGCAUGAAGACCUACCAAUCUUAUCAUUCUGACCAAAAGCAGGUGGAAAGUAAACUUAGACUUCUAAAUUCUCAAAAGACCAAACUAGAACAAUCAACUUGUGUUGAGAAGCUUCAGCAACUGAAGAAAUAUCGUCUAAUAAUAAAAGACCUUCAGAAGAGAGAGUCCAAGUAUUUUGAUGCAAAGCUCAAAUCCAUGAAGGCUCAAAAUGAUUACUUGCUGAGCAUGGAAGCUGCCAAUACAGCAGUUCAUAAGUAUUAUGUUGAUGAGCUUCCUGAUUUGAUUGAUUGCAUGGACUUUGGAUUGUAUACACUUAUUGCUGGUGCACUUCAAAUGUAUGUCUCUGCAGAAGAGUGUCUUCAGAAUUCCAGACAGAACAACAUCGACAGCAUGGUCAAGUGUAUCAGUAAACUCGACACAAAACUAGACAAACAGCGAUUUCUGGAAAACAAUAACUCAGCCUUUAUGGUACCUAAGAAAUUUGAAUUUCAAACUAAUAAAGGAGAUAUGGUACCCAAGCUGUGUUUGGAUAAAGCUGUAAAAGAAGAACUAGAACAACGAUAUAAGCAGUUACACAAACGUCUGACUGCACUUAAAGCAGAAAAUGAAGAGGUUUGGAAAACCCUUCAGACAGCAGAAUGUUCAUUGCUGGAAAUUAUAAGUAAGAAAGAUUAUGACUGCUCUUCAUUAUUUGCUGAAGAAAAUAGUACCAGAAGUAAUUUAAAGGAGAUUGAAACAAUUUCUCUGAAACUUCGAGCUGAUAAACAGGAAACAGAAGAAUUUUAUCUCGGUAAAUUUCAAAAGUACACCCUUGACAGCAGCUUGAUAGCUCGACUACAGGUAAAAGCUGAUCUUAUGCAUCAAGCAAUAACGUAUGAACCAGUAAAUGGUAACAGACCACCUGCCAAUCCAAUACAAACACACAUGUUGCCACAUCAACCAAGGAAGAAACGAAUUGGUCAAACACCAAUUGUAGGGCAGCCAAAGCUUUUUGGUGGAAGUUUGGAAGAGUACUUAUAUGCUAUGAACCAAGAAAUUCCUCUUAUUGUUCGCAGUUGCAUCAGGUUCAUCAAUUUGUAUGGCUUACAACACCAAGGGAUAUUUAGAGUGUCUGGUUCCCAGGUUGAGAUCAACAAUUUUAAAGAAGCAUUUGAAAGAGGAGAAGAUCCACUAGUAGAUGUGACAGACACAAGAGACAUCAAUACAGUAGCAGGAGUCUUAAAGUUAUAUCUGAGAGAGUUGCGAGAACCUUUGUUUCCAAUCUUCUUCUUCGAUCAGCUGAUAGAAAUAAGUC